This is a messenger RNA of Arabidopsis lyrata subsp. lyrata, 2489 nucleotides long. Its product is annotated as ABC transporter D family member 2, chloroplastic. NCBI's taxonomy places the organism in Eukaryota, Viridiplantae, Streptophyta, Magnoliopsida, Brassicales, Brassicaceae. The transcript has 9 exons. Gene Ontology annotation, cellular component: membrane. The record is from RefSeq and is a predicted model, not a curated record. Gene Ontology annotation, biological process: transmembrane transport. The coding region runs from base 137 to 2305 and encodes 722 amino acids. Gene Ontology annotation, molecular function: ABC-type transporter activity; ATP binding; ATP hydrolysis activity.
ACUUUGUCAUUAUGUUAUCUGGUAAAGAAAUGAAUGGUUGAGCUUUAGUGAUAAUGCCUGAAGUUGCUGCUAUCUGUUAAGAGAGAUGGCUAUGUGGGAUAGAUAAAGAAGACGACGGAGGAAAUCUUCUUAGACGAUGAUUUUGAUGAUAACAGCUCCCGUUUUCACCACUUGUCCUCCUCACCUUCUCCUCCGCCAUUCUUUCCCCUGCGAUCACUCUUCUUCUUCUUCUUCGCUUCGCCAUGAAUCAAUCGGAAACUUUCAUCGGAAGAAAACUCCACGUGUCAGAACCGUAUCCUCUUCUUCUUUGUUGCCGCAACCGUCUGUUCGUCCGGAUAAGGCAUCGGAGUUGAAGACUCUGUGGAAGAAAUUCUACAAAGUCGCGUCGCCUUAUUGGUUUUCCGAGGACAAAGACCAAGCCAGGCUUCGUCUCGCCGCCGUCUUCGCCCUAACUCUCGCCACCACUGGCAUUAGCGUCGGCUUCAAUUUCCUCGGCCGUGAUUUCUACAAUUCUCUCGCCAACAAAGACCAAGAGCAAUUCACGAAGCAGUUGUUUUAUUACCUCUGUGCUUUCGCCGGCGGAAUUCCGUUCUUUGUGCUAAGAGAUUAUACAAAAGAGACUUUAUCACUGAGAUGGAGAUCAUGGAUGACCAAAUAUUACCUGCAGCGCUAUCUGAAAGAUCAAACCUUUUACAAGAUCCAGUCUCAGUCUAUGAUUGACAAUCCAGAUCAGCGCAUUGUUGACGAUUUGAGUUCCUUCACUGGAACUGCCUUGUCUUUCUCUUUGACGCUUGUCAAUGCCACCAUUGACCUCAUCUCUUUUAGCAACAUCCUCUUCACCAUUUAUCCUCCUCUCUUUCUCGUUCUCUUGCUCUACUCCUUUGGCGGAACAGCCAUCAGUGUCUUUCUUGGCAAGGGACUAGUCAAUCUCAACUUUCUACAAGAGAAGAAAGAGGCUGACUUUCGUUACAGCCUUGUACGAGUGAGGGAAAAUGCUGAAUCGAUAGCUUUCUAUGGAGGCGAACAGAAUGAAAUGCAGCUUCUGCUUCAGCGUUUCAGAAGCGCUUUUGAUAAUUUAACUGAAUUGCUGAUAGCAUCCAGAAACCUAGAAUUCUUCACCGACGGAUAUCGCUACCUCAUUCAGAUUCUUCCAGUUGCUGUUGUUGCCCCAAUGUAUUUCUCCGGGAAGAUUGAGUUUGGUGUCAUUAACCAGUCAGUAUCAGCAUUCAAUCAUAUCCUAGGAGACUUCUCGCUCGUCGUUUAUCAGUUUCAAGCUAUCAGCUCUUUUUCUGCUGUCAUUGAUCGACUAGGUGAAUUUGAUGAUCUUUUGGAUAACAGCAUCUUCAGAGAUCCCUCUGGCACUGCGGACGAGAUUGAGCUAACGUAUCAGAGUGAGAUGAACUCUUCACUGCUGGACACCAAUGGUUCAAUCAAGUCCCAACUGAACCAAAAGCGUCUGGAGAUCGAGGAGCUUACUCUUCAAACACCAACAAAUGGAACCACAUUGGUUCACAACUUAUCUGUGGAUAUAUAUGACAAGGAUCAUCUACUGAUAAUGGGUCCUAGUGGGAGCGGUAAAACUUCGCUGCUAAGAGCAAUGGCUGGUCUUUGGAGGUCAGGGAAAGGAAAAAUCACGUUCUACCUCGAUUCUGAGGAUGAUCUUACACAGGAGGCAUCUAAUACUCAGGAAAAUUCAGAGAAAAGAAGUUCGGGAGACGUAUUGUUCCUUCCACAAAGGCCUUAUAUGGUUCUGGGAUCGUUGCGUCAGCAAUUGCUUUAUCCUACCUGGAGUGCAACUGUGGAGGAGGCGACACCUGGUGGCAGUAAUAUAGACGGUUCACCACCUCUCCUGAUCAGAGACGACGGAAAUGAAAAGUGUAAUAAGCCGACAACAGAUGAUCUGAUGCGGACUCUAGAGAAGGUUUGUCUUGGACAUAUAGCGGAUCGCUUUGGUGGUCUUGAUUCGAUACACGAGUGGUCCAGUGUUCUUUCACUUGGUGAGCAGCAGCGCCUCGCCUUUGCACGGUUAUUGCUUUCUCAGCCAAAGCUGGCGCUCCUGGAUGAAUCCACCAGUGCGUUGGAUGAAGCUAAUGAGGCGCUCCUGUACCAGCAAAUCCAGUCGGCUGGCAUUACAUAUAUAAGCAUUGGCCACCGCCGAACUUUAAAGAAAUUCCAUAACAAGAUCUUACAAAUCUCAACGGCAGACCCGAAGAGCAAGGAAAGUAACUGGCGAAUAGAGGACGUGGAUGCCCAAGAUUGUUUGUAUGGUCGAUUGAAUCAAGAGGAGGUGCCAAGUGAAAGCUGAUUGAUUACAUAGAGACAGAAGAAGAAAGUAAAUCUGCAACGGGUGUCAUGGGCCCGUUCUUGAAACAUAUAAGAAACAUGUUGGUGUCCGAAACAACACCCAGUUUGUAUAUAAUCUACCAGUCUUGACUCUUGACGUUGAGUCAAAAACGAGCGAAAGAUGCAAGUGAAUAGAGAUUGAUACA